GAUACAGCCCGGGAUUGAACCAGGGUCUGUAGUGACACCUCUAGCACUGCGUUACGCGGGAACAUAAUUAGGUAGGAGGGUUUAGGUGUUUUGUGUUUAAUUUCUUUUAUACUGAUGUAGCCAGAGCUACUACUGUAUGUAGUGUAGUAAACCAUGAUUACCACGCACAGUAGGUGGCGGCAUGGACCCUAAACGUUUGUUCGCGGACCGCCAUUCUACCAUAGAAGGAGAAAAGGACGAGGAAGAACCCGAACCCCCCCGUAUUGUUAUUGACUCUUUCUUGCAUGACACGGACCUAUCUAACGUGAAAUAGCUACCAAGCAACCGCAGCUAGCUAACGUAAAGGAAACGAGUGGACGAGGAGCGGGACACACCAUACAUCCUACAGAGAUGGGUGCUGUUGUUUCCCGGUGGAAGGCUAAACCAACGACGGUGGAACUUCUAGAAGGCAUUGACAAGGAUAUUAAGGACCUUGAGGAAUUUAGAGCGAAGAAUCAGAGAUUGGAGAAGUUGUGGGUGGGAAGACUGCUUCUGUAUUCAUCUGUGCUUUAUCUUAUUACUUGCAUAAGUGUUUACUUCUGCUAUCUCCCCGAACAAUGGACAGGACGCAUCGUGAUGACUUUGCCCUUAUUUCUAUUUCCUAUAUUAGUGUGGUUUAUGAGGAAGCUGCUGUUAUUCCUUUUCUCAAAGCGAACGGAAAGAAACAAUGACAAACUAGAAGAUUUAAAAGUUGAAAAAAGAAAAAUUUUGGAAGAGGUGAUGGAGACCGAAACAUACAAAAAUGCCAAGUUAAUUCUUGAGAGGUUUGAUCCUGAAGCAAAUAAGAAAGUGGAAAUGGAAUUCACGCCAAUCAGGCCAGGUCAGAUGACUCCUAGACCGGGCCAAGAACUCCGUCAACGCAACAUAGCCUUGAGGCCCCCUGUCGGGGGUGCUGGAACCACCCCUACGGGUCCCCUUCCUCGCUCAGCCCCAGGUGGGCCCCCAGGAGGACCCCCGGAUAGAGGCCUGUCUGCCGCAGUCGCCCAGCAAACCAUGAUGAGGAGACCCCCUAUGACACCCUGCACCCCUAUCACAGGAAUGGGUAUGCACCCCCCAGGCCCACCCCUGGCUAGACCCGUCUUACCUCGAGACCGAGGUGCUGUGGACAGAGUCAUCGAAUACCUUGUGGGAGAUGGCCCUCAGAACAGAUAUGCCCUUAUAUGCCAGCAGUGCUUCUCCCAUAAUGGUAUGGCAUUAAAAGAGGAAUUUGAAUAUAUUGCUUUCAGGUGUGCUUACUGUUACGUCCUGAACCAUGCAAGGAAGACCCGACCUCAAGCUCCAAGACUCCCAGAAUUUAGCUUUGAGCGGAGAAUGCGCUCGGAAUCACCCACCCCAGAAAAAUCUGCAGCAUCAGAGGCCACUGAUGAGAGCACACACCCCUCUGGAGCUGAUCAAAGUGAAGACAGUGGUCCCAGUCAUGUGGCUACCAGGGCGCCCACUGUAUCUUUAGCAACUGCUUCAUGGAGUUCAGUGCACAGUUUCACCAUUGUCCACCAUCACCACAAAGAAGAGAAUGAGCUGGAGGCCCCUUCUGAUGAAGUGGAGCCUGAAGUUGAAAAGGCCCAGUCUACAGAGGAGACCUCAGACGCCAACGUAGAAAACCCAGAGGCUGCAGAGACGGUACACACAGAAGAGGAGCCUGAGAGACCAGGAGAAAAGCAAGAAGUCCCCCAAUUGGAAACAGAGUAGAAAACAUUGAAUUCCUACCCUCCCCUCUGUAUAUCAGCUGACAUGGUGCAGUGUUUGUUUAAAAAUCAUGUGGUACCCAGCUCCUGGAUUUACAUAAGAUGCUUGUAAUGCACAAUAUUCUUUGGAAGUGAAGUAAUAAUCUAGAAUUUACCACUUUUUUUUCUCUCACUUAAACCAUAACUUGGCAGGUGUGAAAGAGCAUUUCUUACAUUGACUUUGAUUACAUACUUGCCAAAUCCACCUUUUCUUUUGAAAAGAUACAUUUGCCAAAUGCACUGGUCCGGUCUGUCUUUCAUGAUUUGCUCUGAUUGUGUUAUUCAUUAGGCUACACAAUAAAUAGUUAAGACAUGUUUUACAUUUAUUUACAGCAGUUCUGGAAAUAUUGAAACUUAUUCAAUCGUAAGCCUAGUCUGGCAAAACUUUUGUUUACAGAGUGAAAGUAGAAUGAAUAUUAUUUAUAUUAUUUAUUCUGGCCAAGAAGCAGUUCCACAUCUUCUUUCAAGCCUGUGUUAUGUUCAGCCAUGAAGUAAAUAAAAAUAUAUAUAUUUUGUGUUGGAGCUUAAUUUGUAUGUCAGGUUUUUGGCACACCAAAUCUUUGCAAAUGCCUGUUUUUAUUAAUAUGUAGAUGGCAUGCCAAAUAAUGGUUGUUUUUUUAAUAAAAUAAAAGACAUGUUCUCAAUCAA
This is a messenger RNA of Oncorhynchus tshawytscha (Chinook salmon), 2411 nucleotides long. RefSeq names its product lunapark, ER junction formation factor (gene lnpkb). The record is from RefSeq and is a predicted model, not a curated record. Gene Ontology annotation, cellular component: endoplasmic reticulum tubular network. Gene Ontology annotation, biological process: endoplasmic reticulum tubular network organization. The transcript is spliced from 14 exons. Lineage: Eukaryota; Metazoa; Chordata; Actinopteri; Salmoniformes; Salmonidae. Bases 391 to 1728 code for a protein of 445 amino acids.